AUGUCAUCUUCAUCAUCAAAGGGGGAAGAUGCAUCAAUAGAGAAUGAAAUAUUAAAGAAAGGGCCAUGGACGGCGCAAGAAGAUGAAAUAUUAGCAGCAUACGUGACACAGCAUGGAGUGGGAAAUUGGAAUGAAGUUCAAAGACGUACGGGACUUGCUCGUUGUGGAAAAAGUUGUCGUCUAAGAUGGUCAAAUCAUUUGAGACCAGAUUUGAGAAAGGGAUCAUUUUCUCCAGAAGAACAACGUAAAAUCGUGGAGCUUCAUGCCACAAUGGGAAACAAAUGGGCUAAAAUGGCACAAGAGUUGCCUGGGCGCACAGACAAUGAGAUAAAGAACUUUUGGAACACAAGAUUAAAGAAGAGGAGAAGAGCUGGGUUACCACUAUACCCUGAUGACAUAAAACCAGCAACGUUGAACACUGCCAACCAAGGAAGUAGACUAAAGGACUCUACACAGCAAAAUAAUGACUCACAAAUAGAUACAUCCAUUAGUGUGCCCGAAUUGAUAUUCGACUCAUACAGUCUCAGUCAAAACCAGCUUCAGAUACCACCAAUUUUUGUAGAACAAGGUUCAUAUAAUCCCAUUAUGCAUCCCCCGGAGCAGCUUCAUCAAGAUUCACAUGAGCUGUACAAUUGUUUGGACAGUACUUGUGUGAUCACUGCUGUUGCACCACCACGACGAUUAAUUGAUAAUCUAAGGACAAGCUACAGAAGUCAGUCCGGGGUUGAUUACACGUCGGAGGGGAAUGCAUGUUUAAGUCCCUCUCUCCCCAUCUUUGAGAUGCCUCCAUUCCCAUCAACGUUGGAUUUUUUGGUGGAAGAGCAUAAUCCACAAUUGGAAUCCAUGUCUUACCCACCAACUAAUUUGGAAGGUAAUUCACAUCACUGUUCCACGGAUCCCAGUGAGGCACAAAAGGAACCAAAUCCAGGCAAUGAAGAUGCUUUACCUCAGAUCAAUUGGUUAGAGGAUUAUCAGAAGAUUGAAGAUACUUUAUUCUCAAUUGUCCAACCCUAUGUCAAUAGGAAUUAA
Messenger RNA from Abrus precatorius (Indian licorice), 1029 nucleotides. Its product is annotated as transcription factor MYB101-like. The transcript has 3 exons. The coding region runs from base 1 to 1029 and encodes 342 amino acids. Lineage: Eukaryota; Viridiplantae; Streptophyta; Magnoliopsida; Fabales; Fabaceae. The record is from RefSeq and is a predicted model, not a curated record.